GUGGUCCACUCAAGAUUGAUGGCACCGAGCUGAGUGUGGAACAGUGGACCGUAAGUGCAUGGUUGCUUAAGUAUAGAGAUUUCAGUACGUCUUCCUAGUUCAGAUAUGAUCUAGUUCAGAUAUGAUCUAAAUUACGAUUAACAUUUUUACAGCGCAAAUUUACAUGUAGAUAUGAUCAAAUGCUCUUUAUAUCAAAUACUAUACACUUACCUAAUUACAUACCUAUAGCCUAGACUAUUUUAUCUUUACAACAAUUGUACAAUUGUGAUAUUACUUUCUUAACUGUGUUUAUCCUAACCCACCCUGUCAACUUUCCCUGUGGGAGGAAACCGGAGAAAACCCACGACUUUCGGCAGAGCAUUGACUGACUCUUUUCACACGAGUCCAUAGCGAGAAUCCAACCCACGAUCUCAGAGGUGAAAGGCGUUUGCUCUGACGACCACGCCACCGACGCCUCAUCGGGUAUAACCCAAUAGGUUCAAGUGUGGGUGUGGAACGUCAGGAAAACUGAAUGUAUGAAUAUGCUUUGUUAUAAACAGCUGCAACACGGUGUUUGGUUGCACAGUUGUUAGUACAUGUGCACUUCGCCUUUUCGAUCAGGGUUAUAUUUCUGCAAUAAGUACUUGCCUGAUUAUAAUUUCAACGUCAUAAAUUCAGAGCUUAGAUAGUUUCCAGUUUGACUUGACCAGACAACAUAUAUUUUCCCUGAGUACCUCUGUUUCCUACUGUUAUAAUAUAAGAUCAUUAAGGGACUACCUGCACUCGAUCACUAGAGAGAACAGUUCAGACCUGAUGAUCUACCAGUGUAAGUUAGAUAUUAUUCUACAUAUAGGCGUCAACACAUGCCAGCCCUGAACGUGUUUCAAACGCCUGGUUAGCAGAUGGGUCUGUACUACAUAACAGUACGCAUAGGAAAUAUCGGAGUAGAAAUGAGAACAAAUGGCUUCGAAAAGGCGCCCGUCAAAAAAAGAUUAAUACCUGUCGAGGCUUAACUCCUGGCCAAGCUACCACGCUAAAAUCACCGUUUAACGAAACGAAAGUGAAACUAAAUGAUGAUCUUGUGAAAAAAAUGCAUAAAAAAGCUGAAUUGAAGGAAAUUGUGGAGAAGGGAGAAGUUAAACUUGAUACAAAAGGUGGGUAUUUAACUGGCACGUGGAAUGCAAUUCAUGCUGUCGGACAGAGGCUUAUAUCUAUUCUUUCUGGUUCUGAUCAAACUGAAAAUAAUUAUGACACAGCAAACAAUUUCACAUUUUCCUCUACCAUCAACGACCAACCAGGUGCCUCGCCUGAAGCAAUUGACCCAUCAACGGUAACUGACCAACCUGCGGGUACUCUAUCUACACCACAAAGUAAACAACCGGACGAGUCGUUUACUGUCAGCUUGCUAUUUCUCCGCUACAUCAUGGCAUAUCAUUAUGAAGUAUUUCUAAAGCUUGAAAGUGUCUGCAAAGAAAUCAGUUUUGAAGUGAAGUCAAAGACGGAGAGGAAUUUGAAGCUCACUCCCCGCGAAGAUGUGGAUCCAAACAAAUUUUCAAAAGCAGUCAAUAAGUUCAUUGACUUCUAUCAAGUUCAAAACCAAAAAAUGCUGCAACAGGAUAUCGCAAAGCUGCCAAAGGAUAAAAUGGACGUUCUUUCAGAGGCUCGUACCAAAUUUUCUGUGGUUAUUGAUUCAGCUCAGGAGCUGGAUAAAAUAACGAUCUACGGUGAAAAAGAUAACGUUGAAGAAGCGUACAGGUUCUUCCAAAGCAAAGUUGGUGUUCUUAAUCCUGGACCUGGUAGUAGCAGUUCUUCAAAAGGGAAAACGGCAAACGUUGCUCUGUCUGAAACGUUUUCAUCCGAUUUAUCCGAGAACCUGAAAUUAGUUGUUUACCAAGGUGAUUUAACCAAAGAAAAUGUUGAUGCGAUCGUGAACCCAGCCAAUGAUCACCUUCAACACGGAGGCGGUGCAGCCGGGGCGAUAGUUAAAGCCGGGGGGAGAUCAAUUCAAGACGAAAGUGAUGACAUCAUGAGGAAAAGAGGCAAACGUCCUCUUCAGCCAGGAGAAGUCGAAUUAACAGCCGGAGGGCGACUUCCUUGUAAAUUUGUUGUUCACGCAGUUGGUCCUGUCUGGAAUCGUCAUCCACCAAAUACAGCUAUGCAACUGUUGGCUAACGCUGUUUUCAACAGCUUAUGUCUGGCUUGUCGUAAUGGUGCGAGAAGUAUCUCAAUCCCAGCUAUCGGUUCAGGUUUAUAUCAAGUGCCCGUGGAUGUUUGCGCACGAGUUCUGUUCGAGACGGUUGUUCAUUUCGCAAGUAAGGCAGACAAGUCGAGUUCUCUGGAGGAAAUUCAUUUUGUCAACAUUGACUCUUCGACAAAUCGUAAAUUCGUACAAGAAAUGGAGAAGAGAUUUCACGGUUCCCUCAAGCGAGAAAAGGUCGAAACGAGUCUCUCACAUAAUACUAAAGAACAAGAAAGACAAACGCAGAUUGGACAACAGCGGAUGGCUUUUACAACGACAAAGUCUGAGACCAAUUCUGACAGGGGUCGGACAACGAAUGUCACCCACAGGGGCAGCAAUCAUAACAAUCACAUUGGCGAUAAUAAAGGUACAGGUAAGUGGGGGUGCAUUCCUUGAAUGUUAACAGUUAAAACAACCCUACUGUAAUUGUAAUUAGGAAAUAGCGAAGUGGGGCGGGGCGGGGGUGUUCAUCAAUAAAUGUCGAAAACAUUAUUUUUUUAUUUUUAGCCGUUUAUAUAUUAUGGUACUUUUCUGAUUCUUAUUUAACUGUGGCUUUUAAUAUCCUCGUAAUUCUGAUUUUAAGUUGGAGAGGGAUUACAAGCUAUAUGCAUACAUAGUCAAUAGAAAUUGCAAAUCCAAAGCAUUUUAAUGUUCGAGCAAAAGUAAAAAAGAGACAUAUUUUGUCUUUAACCUGACGAUCAUUUAAAUAUAUAUCAAACUUCGUGAUGGCUUUUUUAUGAAAUGUGGAUUUAGGCGCACUUCUUAAUUAUUGUAUUUUUCUUUUGUUCUGCUAUCUUCAAUUUCCCAAACUUAGGAGCACGUCCGCCAGAUGACAAGCCUCUACUUCUCAGCUAUGCUGGAGCAGCCGCAGGAAAAAAUACUGAUACAGAUCAUGGUAAGCAAUUUUGAGUUUUAAAAACCAAGAGCUAUGGCUGCAUAAGAACUCAUAAGACUGUGUAACUGUUGAUCGGUUUUAUGUUUCAUUAUUUCAAAGUAAGUUCAAGAACAGCUUUGCUGGCAAAUUUUUCUAACAAGUGGCGGACACUUGGAGAAAUAUGGCAGGGAGAGGGAAAUUUAGCUUGCUACCAUAAUACUAGCUUUUGUUUCUGAAAAUCUCAGUUCUUCCCUUAAUUUAAAUUUAAUCAAAUUUGCUCAAUUUAUGGCUUAGCAAUGCUUUCAUGGCUGUAAAUUGAUGUUACAGUUUUGUUACCAGCUACCAUCCAAAGGCUUUCAGAAAUUGCGAGGGAGAGGGGGGUGUUGCCAUCCCUUUCACCCCCUCGUGUCCGCCAAUGAUUCGAAUGGGACUUACACACAUAUAGAUAUUCAUAUGUAGUGCUAAGACUGACUACUGGACUACGACACUUAAAAUUUAUCUUGCAACUUUCAAAGAAUACACUCACUCGAUUGAAUAAUAGUUGAAGGUUUUAAUAAAUGUAUGUAAAUUUCCACUCGAUAAUUUCCAUAAACAAUGUAUUAUUGUGUUUAUCCGUUUAGUGUGAUCAACGUUUUUCUAAAAUUGAUUUAUUUUCAGAUUCAAAACCUGGAGCUGAUAACAAAACGUCGAAAUACGACGAAUGUUCCAUUUGUUUAAGUGGAUUUACUAAAAAGAAAUCUUUGGAUAAAUGUGGCCAUUCAUUUUGUACCAAGUGCAUCGACAAAGCAUUUGAAGUGAAGAAGCAAUGUCCAAUUUGUUCCAUGGUGUAUGGUCCCUUAACAGGCAACCAACCGAAAGGAAAUAUGUAUGAUAGUUUUCAGUCAACAUCUCUUCCUGGUUUUAAAUCGUGCGGCACUAUUGUUAUAUCUUACCGGUUCCCAAGUGGGAUCCAAUGCCAAGACCAUCCUCAUCCUGGCAAACCAUACACGGGAACAAGCCGAACUGCUUAUCUACCUGAUAAUAAAGAAGGAAGAAAAGUUCUUAAGCUUUUACAGAAAGCAUUUCAGCAGAAAUUGACGUUCACAAUCGGACGGUCGACAACAACGGGAAGGGAUGAUUGUGUUACCUGGAAUGAUAUUCACCAUAAAACGUCAGAGUAUGGGGGUUCCACAGGGUAUGUAUAUAUUGUGUACAUUGUUCACCAUCCGUUUAAACAAACUUGACCUGAUAAAUGGACUCAACAGACGUAUGAAUUAUCUUAUGGUGAGAGGGAACGUGUUUGUGACAAAGAAAUUUUAUCGAAUACCAAAUUAUAAAAAACAUGAUGGAGCGGUUUAUUGCAGAACCAUCCUCCUCAGAGAUAUAAGAAACUAGUUUCAUCGCUCUACUCAUUGAGCUAUCGAGUCAACGGGGAUUAGUAGCGAGUCUUUUCCAAUUUAAGUGCACGAAAUAUGAUGGAGCAUGAUAUCAUCCGACAUCCUCCUUAACUUUGCGUUUACAAUGUAAUGUUAGGUUUAACAAUAGGUAGUAUAAUAAGUAUCAUAUAUUCCAUUCCAGCUAUGGUUAUCCCGAUCCAGAUUACCUGAAGAGAGUUAAAGAUGAACUGGCAGCGAAAGGGAUUAGAGAAUAAACAAUGUGGAAGUAUAUUGGUUAGAAUACGUUAGAGUAGCAUUAAGCCUGUAUUUCCUUUGUAUAAACAUUCUGAUAAACUGCUGCCAUAUCGUGACACGUUUUUAUCAUAUAAUCUAGUAAAAAUAAUGGUACUAUAUUGAAUUGCAGUAUAGGUAGUGAUGAACAAUAUUAACGAGGUUGGUAACUACUAGAAAAAUAUAGAAAACACUUCGACGUUUCGCGCGAAAGCCCUUCAUAUCUGGAAGUCUGGGUCUGCUCUGGGACUUCGCAUACAGCUCGUUUCCCACUAGGCGAAUUUGUUUGCCCGAAG
Molecule: messenger RNA, 5034 nt
Organism: Paramuricea clavata
Lineage: Eukaryota; Metazoa; Cnidaria; Anthozoa; Malacalcyonacea; Plexauridae
Source: the annotation of a GenBank genome assembly